Messenger RNA from Spirodela intermedia, 2616 nucleotides. Lineage: Eukaryota; Viridiplantae; Streptophyta; Magnoliopsida; Alismatales; Araceae. The record is from the annotation of a GenBank genome assembly.
AUGGACGAGUACCAGGGAAUGGAGAGGUUCGGGACGGAGAACGACUUCGAAGGGGGGCAGUGGAUUGACGGGGAGUUCUACUACACCAAACGUAGGGAGAGGAGCCGUCAGCAGACGCGCGAGGACGCCAUCUAUGGAUCCUUUGCCGAGUCUGCGUCCUCGGACUCUGACGGCGGUGGAUCCUCGCGGCGGAAGCGCGGGAAAUACGACCGCGGCGGCACCGACUUCACCAAGCCCGUCUCCUUCGUUUCCACCGGCACGGUGAUGCCCGACCAGGAGAUCGAUCGAAGCCGCGUUGAGGAAAAGGAGCGCGAAGGCGCUGCCGUAGCGCCGGUGACCGAGCCGAGUGCUGCUGGUCAGGGAUUAGGGUUCGGUCUAGGUUUCGCCGCCGGGGGAUCCUCGCAGAAGAUUAAGGCAGAUGGCCGGGAUACCGGCGGCGAGGAGGAGGAAGGGGUGGAUUUCCUGCCGACGGCUUUCGGGAGGAAGAUAAAAGAAGGGGCCCAGAGGAGGGAGAAGGAAAGGGAGAAAUCCAGGACCACGAAGAAACCGGAAGGCGGGAGGAGGGCUUCAGCGUCAGGGUCGUCCGUCGAGCUCGGCAAAUUUGAGAAGCACACAAAGGGCAUUGGGCUGGCGCUCAUGGAGAAGAUGGGAUAUAAGGUGGGAGGGGGUUUGGGGAAGAACGAGCAGGGUAUAGCUGCGCCGAUUGAAGUGAAGCUCCGUCCAAAGAAUAUGGGAAUGGGCUUCAACGACUACAAAGAGGCGAAGCUUCCGGCUCUUGAUGAGGUUCCAGAGGAGAAGCCGGGAGCUGUUCUUGCCGCCCGACCAAAGGAGAAACUGUGGUCGAAGCAGAAGCAGGCUAAGAAGCCGAGAGAGUACAUGACGGCUGAGGAGCUGCUGGUUAAGAAGCAGGAGCAGGGGCUGGAUGUCGUCCAGAAAGUGCUUGACAUGAGGGGGCCACAGGUUCGCGUUUUGACCAACCUAGAGAACUUGAACGCUGAGGAGAAGGCAAGAGAGGAAAACCUGCCUAUGCCAGAGCUCCAGUACAAUAUAAGAUUGAUUGUGGAUUUGUCGGAGGUUGACAUACAGAAGAUUGACGGAGAGCUAAGGCGAGAGAGAGAGAGCGUGGUCAGCCUGCAGCGGGAGAAGGAGAAGCUUCAGAAGGAGGAGGCCCGGCAGAAGAGACAGCUUGGCAUCAUGGAAACCAUUCUGGGUGUCUUGGACACGCUGGGGGAGGAGAGCACCUCGGGAUCUCUGACACUGGAUUCACUCAUGAACACCUUCAACAGCAUGAAGGAGAGAUACCCCGAGGAGUACAAGUUGUGCAAUGUGGCAUGCAUCGCCUGUUCCAUCGCAUAUCCCCUUCUGAUCCGAGUGUUCCAGGGAUGGGAGCCACUUCAGAAUCCCUUGCAUGGUUUGAAGCUUAUGUCCUCAUUGAAGGAUCUAUUGGAUGGAGAUCGACCGUAUGAUUACUCAGAUACUAUGUUGACUUCUGCACCAUAUACUCAGCUUGUUGGCGAGGUUAUCUUGCCCGCAGUGAGGAUUGCAGGGACUAAUACAUGGCAUGCGAGGGAUCCAGAGCCAAUGCUUCGAUUCCUGGAGUCAUGGGAAGAGCUGCUGCCUCCCCCUGUCCUUCAUUCAAUUCUAGAUCACGUGGUUAUGCCUAAACUUACUGUUGCGGUAGAGUCAUGGGAUCCCUGUCGAGAGACUGUCCCAAUUCACGUUUGGGUGCACCCAUGGUUGCCAUUGCUUGGGCAGAAGCUGGAGGUUCUUUACUCAACGAUAACUGCCAAGUUAGGAAAUGUUCUUGGAGCUUGGCAUGCAAGUGAUGCUUCUGCCUUUGCCAUACUCUCUCCUUGGAAAGAUGUGUUUGAUGCUGGUAGCUGGAACCGCCUGAUAUGCGAGCGCAUCAUUCCAAAGUUGAUGGAAGCAUUGAAUGGGUUCGAAGUCAACCCCGCAAACCAGAAGCUGGACCAAUUCGAAUGGGUCAUGAGAUGGGCAUGUGUUAUCCCAAUAGAUUAUAUGGCGCCAUUGCUGGAGGCAGAGUUCUUCACCAAGUGGCUUCAAGCUUUAUACAUCUGGCUGUGCUCAAAUCCCAACUUCAGUGAGGUGACAGAAUGGUUUCUAGGCUGGAAGGGCCUCUUUCCUCAGGAAUUGCUCGCAAAUGAGAGGAUCAGACAGCAGCUCAACAGAGGGCUGGACAUGAUGAAUCAGGCAGUGGAGGGCAUGGAAGUGGUUCAGCCUGGCGCCAGGGAGAAUGUGAGCUACCUGAGGGUCACAGAAAAACGCCAGUUUGAAGCUCAGCGGCAGGCGUCAGCUAAUGCAUCUUAUCAGCAUAUGUCUGCCGUUUUAGGAAAUGGUGUUCAUGUUGAUCCCACUGGCACUGCACCUCAGACAAGCUUGAAAGAACAUAUCGAGGCAUUCGCCGUGGAGAAUGGGCUGAUGUUCGUGCCUAAAGUGGGUAGAAUGUACAACGGCCUUCCCGUCUACGCAUUCGGCAAUGUGAGCAUGGCCAUCGAUGCUCUAAAUCAAGUAUUAUUUGCACAAAGGCCCGAUGGCUGGCGCCCUGUCUCUCUCCAUCAGCUGCUGGAGAUUCAUCACAGUUCAUCACGGCGAUGA